Saccostrea echinata is the source of this 1751-nucleotide messenger RNA. RefSeq lists its product as uncharacterized. The transcript has a single exon. The record is from RefSeq and is a predicted model, not a curated record. The coding region runs from base 81 to 1418 and encodes 445 amino acids. Lineage: Eukaryota; Metazoa; Mollusca; Bivalvia; Ostreida; Ostreidae.
UAGAGAAAUCAAAGCUGCAUCGAGUGGACCACAUUGUGUCCAGCCAUGUUCUGAAAUGGUACAACGUCAUUACAAAAGUAAUGCUGUGUUCGUCCUGUAACGAGGAGUCGGGUGACUAUGGGCCCAUCAUUGACCUUGACUCAGUUCUUCAAGAUUACGCAUGGAGGGAACUCAAGCGAGAUGCUCGCUGGUACCAAGGCCCGUUGCUGCGCCGAACUUAUUACGAUAUUGAAAUUCCCUGGAAUUUUUACGAAUUUGAGCAUAGAACUACAAAGUUUAGCACUCGAAACCCCCAAGGAAGUACAUUGAGACAGGAUUUCAGAGAAAAGAAGCAAGUUGAAUUAUUUACGACGGACUAUAAAAAUAACACUGCCAAGGAACAAAUAUAUAAUCUAAAAACACAACGUCAGACGCAGGCAAGAACUCACAUUUCUUUCCAAAGGGGAUUUGUAAUUAAGAAUAAUGCCAAUUUUAAGUUAAAAAUUCCGGAUCAUUAUGGGCACUGUGGUGUUACUGCAACGGCAGACGGACACCUGAGAGUAUCCAAACGCGAAGAAAAUCUUCAAGAGUUGUUUACGUGGCAGUGUGACAGUGAUAUUACCGUUGACCCCUAUCAUAUCACCAAGGUAACUUUAAUGGUUACAGAAGACGAAUUCAUGGCGGACUUUGAAGUUCGAUCUCGCCUGCGAAUGCCGACUGGGGAGGCACCCAUUAUUCUUAAAAGAAAACGAGAUAAUCACAUUCAUGCAGUCAUGCUGCUGUCAGAUCUUCGUGAUGUAUUUGCAGACUUAAAUCAUCCAAAUAUAACUGUUACCAAAGAGAAAAUCGGUUCCAAUACUGAGACGACGGUUGAAUUUAUUACUACCGGUACAAUAGAAAGCGUUAGAUGGAGUGAUCAAAGAGUCUGUAUAGAAUCCAAACCAAUAGACCCGUCUGUAUUUAGCGAUUCGCUUUACGACUCCGCAAUAUGUUCCAAUGAUGUAUACAGUAGGGUAAUCAAACAUGCAACGAAAAACUCUUUUGAAAAAGAGCAAAAUACAAUUUUAUCCUCGACCGCGGCUACUACACCCAAUGAAAAGAAACACGAUUUUCAAGGAUUCAAAGUCGAGACUAAAGACAUGAGAUUUAGCAUAAUUCCUAAAAUAGUCACAGAUAAUCCAGAAGACUUGCUAGACAAAGAAAGCAAAUUAGAAGAGUCGUCUCAAGUCAGGUCGGUAUUCCCGACGAUCAGGCUACAGGAAAAGGAGAGAAGAAUGUCUGAUCCCGAGGGUAAUCGACCCCCUCCCCCGUACAGAAGUGUAUCAGACCUCCCACUCAAGGUUAUCCGGGAAACAAGUUUGGAGGAUAAAGAGAAAUCGGAAGUGGGUACUCCAGACUCCUCUGACUCUCAAAAAUUCUCCAAGGUCACCAGCGUAUGAAGGUCACCAACGUGUGAAGGUCAUUAACAUGUACAAGUCAUAAAGGUUCGUUUUCAGAAAGAAUAUUGGCAGCUGUAGGCUACGGAAUUACAGAAAAUGAAUUAUCGUAAGAAUAUGUAUUUGUUCAACAGAGCAUUUCAAAACAACUAGCAUGGAGACAGUGUCUGAAAUAAAUCACAAAGGAGUCCCACCCCAAACACAUAAUCAUUAAUUGUGGAAUCAUAUAGCUUUAUUCUCUUAUUUAGAUACCAAUACCUUUAAUAGUAUUCCCCAAAAACAACAAUUCAUACUUUCCUACAACAAAAUGUGCAAAAAUGAUGUUUUAGACCAUCU